AUGUUCCAACGUGUAAAUUACUACACAGAAAAGGGGCCCAAAUCAGACCAUACCCACCGACAAACUUUCAUUGGCAAUACAGCCACCGCCCACACCCUUCUGGAUCGCUCGCAUGGUCCAUAUCCCCACCGGUGUGCAGUUGAUGAUUCUUCUAACGCCGACGGAAAAAACGUCUUCGUGAUCGGGCCGACAUGGUCACAUAUGUCUCUUCCCCAACUCGCCAUUGACCGAGUGCUUGGUAUGUUUGAUAUAUCGCCGAUCCAUGCAUAUAUGUCUUUGCAACCACAAAGACCCGCGUAUUUCCCGAAUCCAGCAGCACCGUUAUCAGCCAGGCUGUUCGCGAAUGGUUCCACAGCUGCCCCAUUCAUGUCUGAUGAUGACACAAGCGGCCCGUUUGGUGUCAGCAGCUCUGUCGUCACACAACCGAUUCAUGAAGCUGCCCCUGCAAUAGCGAGGAAAUACCCCUGA
Molecule: messenger RNA, 468 nt
Organism: Dothidotthia symphoricarpi CBS 119687
Lineage: Eukaryota; Fungi; Ascomycota; Dothideomycetes; Pleosporales; Dothidotthiaceae
Exons: 2
Coding region: 1-468 (155 amino acids)
Source: RefSeq, a predicted model, not a curated record